GGUCGAAUCCCUUGCCUCUGAUACCUUAUUUUCCUCUGAUACCGUAUUUAGUUGAGGGCGGCGACAGUGAACGAAGUCGAGGGCGGUGAUGUUCGUUGGAGACUCACUUGGGCGAAAGCAAUAGGAGUCGUUGAUUUGUAUGACGUCGUCGGCCGUGCCACAGUCCACCACCAAGAUAAGUAUCGACGGUCCUAUCUCCACAUUUAAGUUUUUGGUCUACUCCAAUUGAAGUAAGCGGUUGAUUUUUUUUGCCCAAUAAAAUCAGUCGGUAUUCAUAGUUGGUGUAUUCUGGUGAUUAGAAUUGCUAUAUUUAUUUAUUUGUUGUGCUUUUUACUUUUCGCAUUACUAGAGUUGAGAUUUUAUUGAUUUCGUUGCUUCUGUUCUUCUUCUUAGAUCCGCAUAUUAUUAUUGCUUUCAUUAAUGCAAUCGUUGUUAUGGUUUAGAAGAUGCCCUUGUCAUGCCUUCUUGGCAUGAAGAUGCCACCUCAAGCUUCCCCAUUUAAACGUGUGUGUAUUAUCUAUCGCCUCAUGUUUGGUCCAAUUUAGGUGAUCGGCUUCAUGUUCGGUGAUGAUUAUGCAAGCAAUAUGAGAUGUGGGGCAACUGACUUGCCUCUGUCAUAUCCCAACAACAAUAUUCAGACAAUCCAGUCCUUAAAGAGCAAUAACACCCAGUCCUUAAAGGGAGAUAACAGGGCAACAUGGGAAAUAUUUGACCUGAUCAAGUAUACUGUGAAGAGAAAGGCAGUUAGAAUCUGGGGUUGCAAGGACUGUGGGAAAGUGAAAGCAGGGGGUGCAUACACAUUGAAUACUGCAAGUGCUGUUACAGUUAGGAGCACAAUUCGAAGGGGGAGGGGGAGGGGGAGCUUCCACGAACAGGGGUAA
Messenger RNA from Lactuca virosa, 881 nucleotides. The record is from the annotation of a GenBank genome assembly. NCBI's taxonomy places the organism in Eukaryota, Viridiplantae, Streptophyta, Magnoliopsida, Asterales, Asteraceae.